Messenger RNA from Helianthus annuus (common sunflower), 1077 nucleotides. RefSeq lists its product as uncharacterized. Lineage: Eukaryota; Viridiplantae; Streptophyta; Magnoliopsida; Asterales; Asteraceae. The transcript is spliced from 6 exons. The record is from RefSeq and is a predicted model, not a curated record. Bases 1 to 1077 code for a protein of 358 amino acids.
AUGUACUACAAAGGCAGUGUUCCGGAAGCUGAAAGAAGCGCAAAGAUUCAAACUGCUUUUAGUGCUGAUCGCCUGGAGAAGCUGAAAGAAAAACGAGCUGCAAAAGAACAACAAGAAAUGAAGGCUGAAAAUGCUGUUCAGAAUGAAGGAGUUAAAAAUGUUGCUGAGAAGAUGGUUGAGACUGAACAGAAAGCUAUCAACUUUUACAUCGAGGAGAGUGCAAAGUGGAAACAGGAGUUGGAAACCGAGAACGAGAAUGAGAGAAUCAAACGUUUCGAAGCUUUCCAAGAUGAGAAGUUAAAGAAAAAGGAUACUGGCUGUGUAGCCUUCCUCGCCCACGUAGUCGACAAGGAAACCAAGGAGCCAAAGUUAGAAGACAUCCCGGUUGUGAAAGAGUUUCCAGAAGUCUUUCCAGAAGACUUGCCUGGGCUGCCUCCACAGCGACAAGUGGAGUUUUGGAUUGAUUUGGUGCUAGGAGCGGCACCAGUGGCGAAAUCGCCAUAUCGGUUAGCUCCGUCAGAUAUGCAUGAGUUAUCUACUCAGCUGCAAGAGGAGUUAAACAAGCUGACCAUUAAGAAUCGAUAUUCUCUACCGAGAAUCAACGAUUUGUUCGAUCAACUACAAGGUUCAAGUUAUUACUCCAAUAUCGAUUUGAGAUCGGGUUACCAUCAGUUAAGAAUACAAGAGGAAAGUAUCCCCAAUACGGUUUUUAGAACUCGUUACAGACAUUACGAGUUUCUUGUUAUGCCGUUCGGCUUAACAAAUGCUCAGUCGGUAUUCAUGGACUUCAUGAACCGCAUGUGUAAGCCUUAUUUAGACAAGUUUGUGAUCGUGUUUAUUGAUGAUAUCCUAAUAUACUUGCGAACUAAGGAGGAACACGAGCAACAUUUGCGAGCUAUUUGGGAGCUUUUGAAAAAGGAACAACUUUAUGCGAAAUUUUCAAAGUGCGAAUUUUGGAUUCGCGAGGUACAAUUCCUAUGUCAUGUCGUGAAUGAAAAGGGAAUUCAUGUCGACCCGGCUAAGAUUGAGGCGAUUAAGAAUUGGGAAGCGCGUAAGACCCCUACAGAAGUGCGAUAA